CUUCGUCAUCUAACUUAUUCUCCAUUGUCUAUUUAAUUUAAACCCUUAUAUAACAUCGAGGCUUAAAUGCGUGGUUUAUUUUGCACGUCUUGUCUUUUGAUUUAUCCGCAUACUGAAAGCCAAAAGACUUAUGUUCUGUAAACUUGUAACUACUAAACUACUAAUUUCUCUACCUGAUGGACCCUGGGCAAAUUAAAUCAAAUCUAACAUGUUCCGCCUCCCCACUGUGAUGAGACAGAUGCGCCCUGUGUGCAGAGCUCUGGCCCCACACCUCACCCGAGCUUAUGCCAAGGAUGUGAAGUUCGGGGCCGAUGCCCGUGCCCUCAUGCUGCAAGGCGUGGACCUGCUGGCUGAUGCUGUGGCCGUCACCAUGGGACCCAAGGGUCGCACAGUCAUCAUUGAGCAAAGCUGGGGAAGCCCAAAGGUCACCAAGGAUGGCGUCACUGUGGCCAAGAGCAUCGAACUGAAGGACAAAUUCAAGAAUAUUGGGGCCAGGCUGGUUCAGGACGUAGCCAACAACACAAAUGAGGAAGCUGGAGACGGGACCACCACCGCCACCGUCCUGGCUCGCGCCAUUGCCAAGGAGGGCUUUGACACCAUCAGCAAAGGCGCCAACCCAGUAGAGAUCCGACGUGGUGUAAUGCAGGCUGUAGAGACGGUCAUCAACGAGCUGAAGAAGCUGUCCAGGCCAGUCACUACACCAGAGGAGAUUGCGCAGGUGGCAACUAUUUCUGCUAAUGGAGACAGCGAGAUUGGUACUCUCAUCUCUGAUGCAAUGAAGAAAGUGGGCAGAAAAGGUGUUCUCACUGUAAAGGAUGGCAAAACCCUGCAUGACGAGUUGGAGAUCAUUGAAGGCCUUAAGUUUGAUCGUGGCUACAUCUCUCCCUAUUUCAUCAACACAGCUAAGGGUCAGAAGUGUGAGUUCCAGGAUGCCUUAGUUCUCCUGAGUGAGAAGAAGAUCUCCAGCAUUCAGGCCAUAGUCCCUGCUUUGGAGAUGGCCAACCAGCAACGCAAACCACUUGUCAUCAUGGCUGAGGAUGUGGAUGGGGAAGCGCUGACCACACUGGUCCUCAACAGGCUAAAGGUGGGACUGCAGGUAGUUGCUGUGAAGGCUCCUGGCUUUGGGGAUAAUCGAAAGAACCAGCUGCAGGACAUUGCCAUUGCCACCGGGGGCACUGUUUUUGGCGAUGAUGCUACAGGCCUGGCCCUUGAGGAUGUUCAACCACACCACUUUGGAAAGGUGGGCGAAGUGGUGGUCACUAAGGAUGACACGAUGAUGUUGAAGGGCAAAGGGGACCCAGCAGCAAUCGAGAAGCGUGCCAACGAGAUCGCUGAGCAGAUUGAGGACACCACCAGCGACUAUGAAAAAGAGAAGCUGAACGAGCGACUGGCCAAGCUGUCCGACGGAGUGGCUGUCCUCAAGAUUGGAGGCACAAGCGAUGUUGAGGUAAAUGAAAAGAAGGAUCGAGUAACAGAUGCCCUGAAUGCCACCCGGGCGGCUGUAGAGGAGGGCAUUGUGCCCGGGGGUGGCUGUGCCCUGCUGCAGUGCAUCCCUGCUUUGGAUACCAUCAAGCCUGUUAAUGCUGACCAGAAGAUUGGUAUUGAUAUUAUCCGUCGAGCUCUGCGCGUUCCAGCCAUGACUAUUGCUAAGAAUGCUGGGGUAGAAGGCUCUCUGGUGGUGGAGAAGAUUCUGCAGAGUGAUGCUGACAUUGGCUAUGAUGCCCUAGUCGGGGAAUAUGUCAACAUGGUGGAGAAGGGCAUCAUUGACCCCACCAAGGUUGUGAGGACGGCCCUGAUGGACGCUGCCGGCGUGGCGUCCUUGCUGUCGACGGCCGAAGCCGUAGUCACAGAGAUGCCCAAGGAGGACAAGGCUCCAGCCAUGGGUGGCAUGGGUGGCAUGGGCGGAAUGGGAGGCGACAUGUUCUAAGCGCCUCAUUGCCCUGAGCCCCAGAUAGACUUAAGUAGUGGGAUGAGAGAGGCAGAGGGACACAAUUUGCCCUUAGCCUACUCCACCCCCCCCCCCACUCACCUGCUGCAAGUGUCAGAAGGAGCUGCCCAAAGGAUGACCCUUUUCAGCCGCCCUUUAUGUCUUCUUCUUUCAACCCUUCCUGUUAUCCCUCCUCCAAAGUUUAGCCACUAUUCCACUCUUAUUCACACUCAGAUGAAGUCCCUACCCUAACCCUACUCUAUGGCUGGAAGACAAGCACCUAGAAAUGACUGGCCCAUUGGCUGCCUUGUACCUUUGAAACGCACAUAUGCAUAUGAGUUUGCUAAAGCAUUGGAAGAAAUGUACAUGGUCCUCUCCAGUGACAAAAUAAGACUGUCAUGGUUUUUGAUGCUGUUACCUUGGUGUAUGUGCAUUGGGGGUGUUCAGUGGAUCACACACACACCGCAGGGUCAGUGACACUGAUGCAGAGCUUUUAAAACCAGAUACUACGAGCUUGUCAGGCAGUCUGAAGGAGAUUUAGGAGGUAGAAGAAUGGAGGUUUCAAAGCA
This is a messenger RNA of Alosa sapidissima (American shad), 2496 nucleotides long. It is a transcript of the gene hspd1, whose product is annotated as heat shock 60 protein 1. The transcript is spliced from 11 exons. Gene Ontology annotation, biological process: protein refolding; positive regulation of T cell activation; mitochondrial unfolded protein response. Gene Ontology annotation, molecular function: ATP-dependent protein folding chaperone; ATP binding; protein-folding chaperone binding. The record is from RefSeq and is a predicted model, not a curated record. Bases 209 to 1927 code for a protein of 572 amino acids. Lineage: Eukaryota; Metazoa; Chordata; Actinopteri; Clupeiformes; Clupeidae. Gene Ontology annotation, cellular component: mitochondrial matrix; mitochondrial inner membrane.